Messenger RNA from Camellia sinensis, 1809 nucleotides. Lineage: Eukaryota; Viridiplantae; Streptophyta; Magnoliopsida; Ericales; Theaceae. The record is from RefSeq and is a predicted model, not a curated record.
UUUAGCUUAAUUUGGGAAAAGCCCGACGAGAGAGAGAGAGAGAGAGAAAAAAGUGUGCUUGCAGAUAUGUCUGUCGUCGCCGGUGCCGGUCUCGGUCUCAUCUCAUUGACAAAUGCUGAUAUGGGUGUCUCUGUCUGUGAGAGGAAUGGAUUUUGGGUUCAAAAUUGUUGCCACAACUCAUCUUUGUCUUCUGGGUUUGGGUUUGGGUUUUCUAUUCCUCCAAGACCUACUUUUGGUGUCACUUUAGCCACCAAGAAGCUGAAGCAAAGUUGGAUUUUUGGUUUGAGGACGCCUAGUAGUAGUGGCAGGUCAAUCCAUGUUCUGUUGAAAGCAGAGUCUACCAAUCGGUCGGUUGAUGGUGAGAUUAUCAAGAAAGAGUUGGAAUUCAAGCCAUCGUUUGAGGACUACUUGAAGGCUAUGGAGUCUGUUAGAACUGGCAGAGAUAAUAAACAAACACAUAAUAGUAUCAAAAGAUACAAGCCAACGAAUGCUGACAGUAGCAAGUUAGGAGAUUUUCAAGGGCAUACCCAAGAAGAGCAUGCCAGUGGUCAAAUUGAUUGUAAGGAGAGAGGAAUUAGAAAAUUAAAGGAUGCGAAUUUGACGAUUGGGUUUGAAGAGAAAGGUAAUGCAGGGAGGGUUCGAGAUGAAUUGGACGGAAGAGAAAGCAAAAUUGAUUUAAAUAUUGAUAACAAGUUGGAUAUGGAUGAAAAAAAAUGGAGAUCGGAAAAAAAGAGGACUAACAGUAUCAGUGUACAACAGAGACAGAAGAAUAGUGGAGUGGAAGGGCACAGAUUUAAGGCUGAUAAAGCUAGUCUUAAAGGCACCAAAAUGGGUAUAGGAGUGGAGAGAAAUUGCAUUCAAGUUGAAGCUGUUCCUCAUGAAAGAAUAUCAGUGAACAAUGUGAAGUUUACAAGGAGGAAUAAGCCUAUAGCUGAGAAAAGCAAUGAUGAACAAGUGGAGUUGGAAAGAGCUGCUUUCAAGUCACUAGAAGAAUUCAAUGAUAUCGUGGACAAGCCACGACUUUCUCGGAAUGAAAUGGAGGAGAGGAUCCAAAAGCUAGCUAGGUGUUUGAAUGGUGCGGACAUUGAUAUGCCCGAGUGGAUGUUCUCUAAAAUGAUGCGAAGUGCAAAAAUCAGAUUCUCAGAUCAUUCUAUGUUGAGGAUUAUCCAGAUAUUGGGUAAACUAGGGAACUGGAGGCGGGUGCUUCAACUUAUUGAGUGGCUUCAAUUGCGUGAUCGGUUCAAAUCUCACAAGUUAAGAUACAUUUACACAGCUGCACUUGACGCACUGGGCAAGGCAAAGAGACCAGUUGAAGCACUGAAUUUAUUUCAUGCAAUGCAGCAACACAUGUCCACAUAUCCCGACCUUGUAGCUUAUCAUUUUAUUGCUGUCACUCUUGGACAAGCGGGACAUAUGAGGGAACUGUUUGAGGUGAUCGAUAGUAUGCGCUCUCCUCCCAACAAGAAGUUUAGGACUGGGGUUCUUGAUAAGUGGGAUCCCCGAUUGGAACCAGAUAUCGUUGUCUACAAUGCUGUCCUAAAUGCUUGUGUGCGGCGGAAGCAAUGGGAGGGUGCAUUUUGGGUAUUGCAACAGUUAAAGGAACAAGGCCAACGGCCUUCUAGUGUAACAUAUGGACUUGUCAUGGAGGACCUUAUUGCGAGGAAGAAGAUUGACAGUGGUAGUGAGGAACAUGGUCUCCACAUUCUAGAUCAGACAAACAAGCUGGCUCAUUCAUCUAUUCAGUUACCAUCCACCAAGGAAGACCUUUGGUUAUGGCACCGUUGCUUAGAACAUCUCUCCUCUUUACUA